UUCCUGUGACUGCGCGCUACCCAGGAAGUCGUCGUGUUACUUUUCUCUGUCCUCCUCCUCCUUUUCCAGUCUUGCGAGAAACCAGAUCAACUAAGGGGCGUUAAGUUACGUUAUUAGCCGGGAAACUCGCCGGAGAACAGUCUCGCUCCGGUUCUGUCGGGCUUCGCGGCUCGUGUCGAUUAACUUCACCGGUUGUCAUCGAAGAAACGGCGGAGAAAUGACGGAAAAGUCCGGACAGUGUCAGGGUAAGAGCUAAUUUCAACACGCUCCUCCUGCAGCGACAGUAUUUACAGUCUGUGGAGUAAAACCUAUCCGUCAAGAAGCAGGGAGUUCAGCUAAGUCGAAAGUCAGUCUCUGUGGUCGUAUUUCUGCCUCUAUAAUGUUCACUUUCGCUGGUUUGACGAGGGGGCAGCCACAGGUGAUAAGAAGAAAUCGAUACGGCACAGUUUAGUGAAUCAUCACUUCACUUCACAGCAAAUCACCAACCAGAUGUUCACUAAAGCCCGGCUCCAUUUCCUGUUCACGCUGCUUUUUCGUUUUUCUCUUCAUCAAAUCUUAUCUCCUGUCACUGUUGUUGCUACCUUGUCCCCUAAUAGUACAUUAUGUUCUCAUAUUUUCAGACAGAAGACGGCAGUGAAAGUGGAGGAGAUGCCACUCUCACAACUUUGCUUCAAGAUGUGUUUUUUUCUCCAUUUUACUUUAACCACCUCCGCCUUCAGUGACACUGCUCUGUGUCUUUCUCAAUUGUGUACCUUUCCAGCUACGAGGUGUGUGUACAGAUCUCAAAAUAUGCCCUUGUGAUGGUACACAAGCUGCCCUUCCCAUAUCCCAUUCCUAUUGUCUGUGAAAAGGACACGUCUUUCUAUUCAGAUCCUGUCCCCCUGAUCCGACCUCCCUCCCUUUAAGUUUCUGGGCCAUGCUCCGCAAGAGAGGCUCUGUCAUUCUUUGUGGUACCUUCCUGUUUAUUACCUGGAAUGCCAUACUCGUGCUCCUGCUGUGGGGCAGACCCCCGACCGGGCAGCCAGAUGAGUCUGGCCGAGAUCAGAGAGAGGUGGCUGAAAGGCCAACCAACGAUGUGGUGGGAGAUGUGCUCCGAAUGGCAGACACAUUCGAAGCCGAGUUGGAAAGGCAGAAGGAAAUCCUGCUGCAGAUCCAGAAUCACCAGUCCCUGUGGGAUUCACCAAACAAAGACGGACCAAAGGUUGGCCCUCAAAGUCAGCCCGUAAUUCCUAUCCUGGUGAUCGCCUGCAACAGGGUCACUGUUAGGCGCUGCUUGGACAAACUCCUGGAGUACCGGCCCUCAGCAGAGCUCUAUCCAAUCAUUGUCAGUCAGGACUGUGGACAUGCUGAGACCGCUGAGGUGAUUCGAUCUUAUGGAGAUAAAGUAACUCAUCUGAAACAGCCGGACUUGUCGGAUAUUGCUGUGCAACCAGGGCACAAGAAGUUUCAGGGGUACUACAAGAUCUCCAGGCAUUAUCGCUGGGCUCUUAACCAAGUGUUCAAGACUCUCUCCCAUUCCUCUGUUGUGAUUGUAGAGGAUGAUCUGGAGGUAAUCAUUUUACUAAUAAGCAUCUUAUUAGUCUUAUUUAAAUGUACAUUUAUUUCAACAUACUAAAAACGUAUCCAGAGGCCUUGUAUUUCAUGGCUGUUACAUUUCCAUGCCCUGGAAACAUUUGGUUUUACAUUUUUCAGUCUAAUUCAGGUUAUUUAUUUCCCACUCUAGGUGGCGCCAGACUUCUUUGAGUACUUCCGAGCCCUGCUGCCACUGCUGCAAUCUGACCCCAGCCUGUGGUGUGUAUCAGCCUGGAAUGACAAUGGCAGAGAUGGCUAUGUGGAUCCAGGGAAGGCUAACCUGCUCUACAGGACAGACUUCUUUCCUGGUCUCGGGUGGAUGGUCCUCAAGGAUGUGUGGGAGGAGCUGGAGCCUAAGUGGCCCGCUUCAUUCUGGGACGAUUGGAUGCGUCAGCCAGAGCAGCGGCGCAACCGUGCCUGUAUACGUCCAGAGAUAUCCCGAACUCUGACCUUUGGCCGGCAGGGUGUAAGUCUGGGUCAGUUUUAUGACAAAUACCUGCGCUACAUUAAACUGAAUACCGAAUUUGUGCCUUUCACCAAGAUAGACCUGAGUUACUUGAAGGAGGAGACCUACAGAGAAACUUUUCAGAAGGACGUUUACAGUGCCCCUGUGGUCACAUAUGAAGAUGUUAAGCAGGGCCAGCUGAAAGGACAAGGGCCCUACCGCCUCCUAUACUCAAGUAAAGACAGCUUCAAAAUAAUGGCCAAAAACCUGGGAAUCAUGGAUGACUUGAAGUCUGGGGUACCAAGAGCAGGAUACAUGGGGGUUGUCAGCUUCAUGUCAAGAGGACGGAGGAUCUAUUUAGCUCCUCCUCCUGGAUGGAUCAAGUAUGAUACCAGCUGGAGCUGAUAAUCCAGAGUAAAGCCAAUGUAUCGUAGCCUUUUUGUAACUGACGAUUAGGGAGAGCAUCCAGACCAAAGACUGAUAUCCUCAAACUUACUCUUGAUCGAGUGGUAUGUUCUCUGGUUAAUUGUGCUGGAUAAUACAGAGUGGAUUGUCUCUCUUUCUGGUGUUGGGGCUAUUGCCAGUGCCACUCAGGUGUUUUCUCAUUAUUCCAAAACAUUUCUUACCGAGUAGGAUACUGCCUAAAUGGUUUGUGAGACAAACUGCUGUUAUUCAUCAGAGAUCUCUAUUUUUUAUAAUAUGCUAAUUGUGCACAUGAUGUUCAUCACUGCAUUCAAUGCGAUGAAUUAGUUUGCCAUUAUUGUUUAAAUUAUUUUAAAUUUCUGGUAGCCUGUGUGAACUGUCCGUGUCCUAUACAAAUAUGAAAAACAAUCUGUGGUAUGGUUGCUCAUGGCAGUGGUGACUGGUCAUAACUGCAGUAUAAUCACUCAUUUGAUUGUUGGUGUCAGUGUGUACUAUGAGAAUCAGUUCUUCCUGCUUACAUUUUUAAUGUCAAUAGUUUUGUUCGAUGAUUCUUCAAUGGCAGUACUGCUUAAAGGUUUGUUACCUUGCAAGCUAUAAAAUUUGUGUGUUUGUAUAUUUUUGGAAUAAAAAGACAAUACACAAGUUAUCUUCA
Messenger RNA from Xyrichtys novacula (pearly razorfish), 3092 nucleotides. NCBI's taxonomy places the organism in Eukaryota, Metazoa, Chordata, Actinopteri, Labriformes, Labridae. The record is from the annotation of a GenBank genome assembly.